GCGGGAGCGAGCGGCGUCCCUCGGGCACGGCGGGACAGGCCGGCCCGGCAGCCCGGGGUGCGGGGACGGCAGCGCAGCCUGGACCAGAGGAAACAAACGUGGGACGGAAAGAAACUGCCUCCAAAACUCGCUUCGUCCUCAUUAGCAAAGAGGGGAUGAACCUCGCCAGCCCCGCAGCCCCGCGCCGCGGACCCCACUCUGCGGGGAACGCCACAAGGGGACAUGGAAAGCACAAAGAACUUGAUGACAAGAGCAGUGAUGGUGCCCACGCUGCGACUGCUGCUGCUGGGGCCACCGCGAUGGGUGGCAGGAGCCGGACGCUGGGUGCGACGCCAGGAGCAGCUCCCGGGCCAGCUGGCCCUGGACUGGACCGGCACGAGCAGGCGGGAGCAGCUCCUGGAGCGGCUGGCACUGACCAGGAUGGACAUGAGCAGGCAGGAGCAGCUCCUGGAGCAGCUGGCACUGACCAGGAUGGACAUGAGCAGGCGGGAGCAUCUCCUGGAGCGGCUGGCACCGACCAGGAUGGACAUGAGCAGGCGGGAGCAUCUCCUGGAGCAGCUGGCACCGACCAGGAUGGACGUGAGCAGGCGGGAGCAGCUCCUGGAGCGGCUGGCACUGACCAGGAUGGGCAGGAGCAGACGGGAGCAGCUCCUGGAGCGGCUGGCACCAGCCAGGUUGGGCAGGAGCAGACGGGAGCAGCUCCUGGGGCAGCUGGCACUGGCCGGGAUGGGCAGGAGCAGGCGGGCAGCAGCCCAGGGAUGCACAGAGUCCUGUCCAUGGAUGCAACGCUCACCCCAAGAGACCCCCGAGCUCCUGGCCAAUUUGGACACCCUGUUGCAGUCCCUGACGAAAAACAAGAAGAAGCAAAAAGUAGAUGGAAAGAAGGAAACUUUAAUGUCUACCUCAGCGAUCUGAUCCCUGUGGAUCGAGCCAUCGCAGACACCAGGCCUGCUGGGUGCUCUGAGCAGCAGGUCCACAACGACCUCCCGACCACCAGCAUCAUCAUGUGCUUCGUGGAUGAGGUGUGGUCGGCCCUCCUGCGCUCCGUGCACAGCGUCCUCAGCCGGUCUCCUCCGCACCUGAUCGAGGAACUCAUUUUGGUGGAUGACUUCAGCACUAAGGAGUACCUGAAGGAGCAGCUGGACACGUACAUGUCGCGGUUCCCCAAGGUGAAGAUCCUGCGUCUCAAGGAGAGGCACGGUCUGAUCCGGGCCAGGCUGGCGGGAGCAGAGGUCGCCAAAGGCACUGUCCUGACGUUCCUGGACUCGCAUGUGGAGUGCAACGUGGGAUGGCUGGAGCCGCUGCUGGAGAGGGUCCGCCUGCGCCGGGCCAAGGUCGCCUGCCCCGUCAUCGAGGUCAUCAGUGACAAGGACAUGAGUUACAUGACCGUGGACAACUUCCAACGUGGGAUUUUUACUUGGCCAAUGAAUUUUGGAUGGAAGCAGAUUCCACAAGAGGUCAUUGAGAAAAAUAAAAUCAAGGAGACUGAUAUAAUAAGGUGCCCCGUCAUGGCAGGUGGCCUCUUCUCCAUCGAUAAGAAGUAUUUUUUUGAGUUGGGAAUGUACGACCCAGGGCUGGAUGUCUGGGGAGGGGAAAAUAUGGAGAUUUCAUUCAAGGUCUGGAUGUGCGGAGGAGAGAUCGAGAUAGUUCCGUGCUCCAGAGUUGGGCACAUUUUCAGGAAUGACAAUCCUUAUUCCUUCCCAAAAGACCGGGUGAGAACGGUGGAGAGGAACCUGGCCCGUGUGGCAGAGGUGUGGCUGGAUGAGUACAAGGAGCUCUUCUACGGCCACGCUUACCACCUGCUCCUAAAGAACGUGGACGUCGGCGACCUGACCCAGCAAAUCCAGCUGCGAAAGAAGCUCCAGUGCAAGAGCUUCCGGUGGUACCUGGAGAACGUCUACCCGGAUCUGGAAGCUCCCCUGGUUAAGGCCAGCGGGCUGCUCGUUAACGUGGCCCUGGCAGGGUGCAUCGCUGUGGAAGGCUCCACUCUGGCUUUUGAGGAGUGUGAUGUUAACAACACGAACCAGAAGUUCAACUACACCUGGCUGAGGCUGAUUCAGCACGGAGAGCUCUGCCUCGCCCCGUCUGCCAUCGUGGGAGCAGUGGGCCUGCGCCACUGCCAGGGCAGGAGCCGCAGCCUGGCCUGGCUCCACAGGUCACUGGCCACUGUCCAGCCGGGGCUGACCGACCACAUCAUCUCGGAGCACCAGCACCUCCCACAGCCGGCUUGCUUGGAAGUGGAUCCCUCGUACAAAGCCCUGAGGGUGAAAGCCUGUAACUCCACAAACCCUUAUCAGAAGUGGCAGUUUGGCACUUACCACGCGGACUGAGGGCAGCCCAGUUGCGCCAGGACCGCCGAGGUGUGACAGCAGCUACCGAACGGGAAGUGCAUUUCCAAAUGAUAGCUGGAAUCCGUGGUUUGAUACCAGCGCGUUGAGGGACCCGAAUACCGAGAGCAGCACAUCUCAUGUGACAGUGCCUGAACAGAUCAGCCUCAUUUUCCCUCACUGGAGAAGACUUUGAGGAAAACUCAUUUUCUGUAUUAUUAAAUGGAAAUAUUUUU
Molecule: messenger RNA, 2563 nt
Organism: Corvus hawaiiensis (hawaiian crow)
Lineage: Eukaryota; Metazoa; Chordata; Aves; Passeriformes; Corvidae
Gene: GALNT5
Product: polypeptide N-acetylgalactosaminyltransferase 5
Exons: 10
Coding region: 156-2330 (724 amino acids)
Cellular component (GO): Golgi apparatus
Source: RefSeq, a predicted model, not a curated record